CUCAAACUCCCAAGAUGGCGGCGGCGUCUGAGGAGCGAAUGGCUGAGGAAGGAGGCGGCAGCCACGGCGACGGCGGCUCCUGUUCGGCCUCCGGCUCCGCUCAGCGACAGCCCCCCCCGACCCCGUCGCAGGCCCCGCAGCUGGGAUCCCAGGCACCCGCGGCGCCCGCGCUAGCUCCGGACCACCUGCCUCAAAACAACACACUGGUGGCGCUGCCCAUCGUAGCCAUCGAGAACAUACUCAGCUUUAUGUCCUACGACGAAAUUAGCCAGCUCCGCCUGGUUUGUAAAAGAAUGGACUUGGUCUGUCAGAGAAUGUUGAAUCAGGGAUUUCUGAAAGUGGAGAGGUACCACAAUCUAUGUCAGAAGCAAGUUAAAGCACAACUGCCAAGGAGAGAGUCAGAAAGGAGAAACCAUUCCUUAGCUCGUCAUGCAGAUAUCCUUGCUGCCGUGGAAACAAGGCUGUCACUGUUAAAUAUGACUUUCAUGAAGUAUGUGGACUCCAACCUCUGUUGCUUCAUACCAGGAAAGGUAAUUGAUGAGAUUUACCGUGUACUGAGAUACGUCAAUUCUACCAGAGCCCCUCAGCGAGCCCAUGAAGUGCUACAGGAAUUACGGGACAUCUCCUCCAUGGCCAUGGAGUACUUUGAUGAGAAGAUCGUUCCCAUUCUGAAGAGGAAAUUACCAGGAUCAGAUGUGUCUGGAAGACUCAUGGGCUCUCCUCCAGUUCCUGGACCAUCUGCAGCCCUGACGACAAUGCAGCUCUUCUCCAAGCAGAACCCUUCGAGACAGGAGGUCACCAAGCUCCAGCAGCAGGUUAAAACCAAUGGUGCUGGUGUGACUGUCCUCAGGCGUGACAUUUCUGAGCUCCGCACCAAAGUGCAAGAACAGCAGAAACAGCUUCAAGACCAAGACCAGAAACUGCUAGAGCAGACCCAGAUCAUAGGUGAACAGAACGCACGGCUGGCAGAGCUGGAGCGGAAGCUUCGAGAAGUCAUGGAAAGUGCAGUAGGAACAUCCUCAAGUUCUGGGCAGGGUGAGGACUCUCCUCGGAAACGAAGGAAGGCGACAGAAGCCAUAGACUCUCUUAGGAAAUCCAAACGACUUCGGAACAGGAAGUAAAUUGGAAUGUGGCUGUAGCUCUGGGGAAGAUGUCUGUGGCUGGGAGUUUAAGCAGCUCUUCCUGUCAGGAUACUGGAGCAACAUGGCGUCCCUUAGGCUUCCAGGCGAUCAGAACACAACUUACACUUGGCUCUUGUGGUUGGCGUCCCUUCUCGCGCUUCUCUGGUGGAGCUGAUGCAGAGAACCUCUUACUUUGCAAUAGAUCUGUACUAACCAGACCCAUGCUAUCAUGUUUGGGAGCUAACGUUUUUCCUGUGCAGAUGAUGUGUUAAGUUUGUCUGUUUCAGCAUAUAUGCACAUUACAUACGGAUUUUAACAAACCAUUCUUGACAGACUCAAAGUUAAGUUUAAUACAUAAAAUGUCCUGUUCACUUGAAAGAAAAAAAAUCUACUUUUUAAAUGGACACUAUCUUGUUUUUUGUUUUGUUUUUUUUUUUUUUUAAAGGUUGACUUUUUGUUUGUUGUAAGUGACCUCUGUCUGGAAUGUCUGAGAAGUUAAUAGUGUGCUGUUGCAGUGGUGGGUAAGGAAGGCCCGCAGAGUGUUACUGUAGGGGCUCUACAGUACUGACUAUAUUUUUAUAAGCUACUGGCAAGGGAUGUUUCCAGUUAUUCGAUACAUGCUUUCAGUUUUCCUUGGGGCCGUGGCCUACAUCUGCAUGGAUGGAUGCAUGCAUUGCCUAGUCAGCUCUUGCACUGGUGUCCAUCUUGACCUCUGCACCACUUGCAGAGCUGCGCCUUCGCUUACUGUCUUCCUCUGCAGCAGCUUGCCUGGAGGGGAGAAUUGGCAGUCCAUUUGUCCUCCGGUUUCGCAGGCACAAGAGACUGUAGAGUCCAUGAUGUGCCCUUUCUCUGUAGGGUUCAGGUACACUGGCCACGCCUCUUUGUGUAGAUGUCAGACCUCUGGGAAGCAGUCAUGAGGCUGACUGUCACUAUGCUCAUGGGUCAACCAUGACGAAUAGGGACCCAACUGAAGGAAAGCUCCUUGAAGAAAAUGUGCCGUGAAAUUAGUUUGAUCAUUUCAUAUCUAAGGGCUGAGCCGGGUGAAGCCUUUGAAUACCACUUUCGAGCUCCCGUGAUAACUCUGACAGAAACUUUAGAUUUCUUUGCACUGUUUUGAGCUCGUAACUGGAAAAGUGUGUCUUGCACUGUCCAACCUUCUGAGUGGUUACCUUCACACUCUCCAAAUUGUGUAAAGUGGUUCUUUUCCCCGUUGUAUAUUUUUGAAACAUCCAACAAUCACUGUCCUAUUUUAUUUUAAUGUACUAAAUUAUGUAGUUUUGUUCUUUUAACCAUCUGUUGCUUUGGGCUUCAGUAUUUAUAGUAAUUUAGCUGUGAGAUAGUCAAAACUAUCCCUUUCCAGGUGAAAGUUGACGCCUGUGGAGAACUAAGGUUUGGUAAUCCCACAGUGGGAGGAAAGCAUGAGGGUGUCCUCCGUCCAGCACGCUGUUUUGUGCAUCCGGUAGGCUACUUUCACCGAGUGACACUUCCUGCCCCUUCUUAGGAUUGUCCCCUCAUGAUCCUGCCCUUCCUUGGGUUUUGUUCAAGUCUGGCUUUGAAGGUCCGUUUACGAUGUAGUGUGUUUCAGUGAGAAUCCGCAACAUGGCAUCCAAGUGUCUCAUGGUUUGUUGGGAAGGUAAUUUUAAAAUAAACAGUUUCCUAAAAUGA
Messenger RNA from Microtus ochrogaster (prairie vole), 2786 nucleotides. It is a transcript of the gene Fbxo28, whose product is annotated as F-box protein 28. NCBI's taxonomy places the organism in Eukaryota, Metazoa, Chordata, Mammalia, Rodentia, Cricetidae. Gene Ontology annotation, biological process: protein polyubiquitination. Gene Ontology annotation, molecular function: protein binding. The record is from RefSeq and is a predicted model, not a curated record.